CCGGUCUUCCGGAACUUAGACCUAACUUAUUAAAUUUUUCUUAAAUGAAUAAAACGGCGUAGUUUUUUGGUAGAGAUACGAAAGUGUUUGAACUCACUAUCAACAAUGGUCUGUUGAGCUUCAGGCACAUUACCAAUCCCUAUCUCCCCUUCCUCCUCGAUUCCUCUUCACCCUCUCCCCCUGUUUGUUCUUCCAUCCCACGUCCUUUGUUCUGUGAUAAUAAAACCCGCAACUCAGCGAGCCCGUUCCUCCCACUCGAGUCGUCGACGCUGCUUGCAGAGAAUGUUUUUGUCUUGUUGUAUGAGGAGGGUAUGGGUAGAUAGAUGAUUUUGGUUGCUCAAGCACGCCAGCGUGACGGUGGAGCUAUAAUGGGUUUGAAAGACGCGAAGGAGAGGAGUCCAAGGUCAUAAAAGUAGGGGUUUGGAGCAUUCUUGUGGUCUAACAAUACUAAUAUAGGAGUUUUUCUACAGAGACAUAAAUACAUUUUGGUUUUGGGGCAGCUGAAGAACACAAGAAUGGCAUCAACAGGGCAAUCACAGUCACUAAAAAGAAGGGAUGCACCAAUAACAAGAGAAGGAGGGGAUCAGCUAACUCUAACCCCUUUAGGUGCUGGAAAUGAAGUGGGUCGAUCCUGUGUUUACAUGUCAUUUAAAGGCAAGACUGUAUUGUUUGAUUGUGGAAUUCAUCCGGCUUAUUCGGGUAUGGCUGCUUUACCUUACUUCGAUGAGAUUGACCCUUCCACUAUUGAUGUGCUUCUCGUUACACACUUUCACUUGGAUCAUGCUGCAUCCCUACCUUAUUUUCUUGAGAAGACCACAUUCAGAGGUCGUGUUUUCAUGACUCAUGCGACAAAGGCUAUCUUCAAGUUGCUUUUGACUGAUUAUGUAAAAGUGAGCAAAGUUUCAGUGGAAGAUAUGUUGUUUGAUGAGAAAGACAUAAACCGCUCAAUGGAUAAAAUCGAGGUUAUUGACUUCCAUCAGACUCUGGAUGUUAAUGGCAUUAAAUUUUGGUGCUACACUGCUGGUCAUGUCCUUGGCGCUGCCAUGUUCAUGGUAGAUAUCGCUGGUGUUCGAGUGCUGUAUACUGGAGACUAUUCACGUGAAGAAGAUCGGCAUCUUCGUGCUGCUGAGAUGCCACAAUUCUCUCCAGACAUAUGCAUAAUUGAAUCUACCUAUGGUGUCCAACUCCAUCAACCUCGACACCUUCGGGAGAAGCGCUUCACUGAUGUUAUCCAUUCCACCAUCUCUCGAGGUGGUCGUGUUCUAAUUCCAGCAUUUGCUCUUGGCCGAGCUCAAGAACUCCUUUUGAUCCUUGAUGAGUAUUGGGCAAACCAUCCUGAGCUUCAUAACAUUCCCAUAUAUUAUGCUUCUCCCCUUGCAAAAAAGUGUAUGACUGUUUACCAGACAUACAUCCUUUCUAUGAAUGAAAGGAUCCGCAAUCAGUUUGCGAAUUCAAACCCCUUCAAAUUCAAGCAUAUAUCACCGUUGAAUAGCAUUGAAGAUUUUACUGAUGUAGGGCCAUCUGUGGUUAUGGCAAGUCCUUGUGGACUUCAGAGUGGUUUGUCAAGGCAAUUGUUUGAUAUGUGGUGCUCUGAUAAGAAAAAUGCUUGUGUUAUACCUGGAUAUGUUGUUGAAGGGACCCUAGCUAAGACAAUCAUUAAUGAACCAAAGGAGGUACAGCUCAUGAAUGGAGUGACUGCACCACUCAACAUGCAGGUCCAUUACAUCUCAUUCUCUGCCCAUGCAGAUUAUGCUCAGACAAGUACCUUUUUGAAAGAGCUCAUGCCUCCUAACAUUAUUCUAGUUCAUGGAGAAGCCAAUGAAAUGGGAAGGCUCAAACAGAAACUUAUCACAGAGUUUACUGACGGCAACACCAAGAUAAUCACCCCAAAGAAUUGCCAGUCUGUUGAGAUGUAUUUCAACUCUGAAAAGAUGGCAAAAACCAUUGGAAAGCUGGCUGAAAGGACCCCGGAUGUUGAUGAAACUGUCAGUGGGAUGCUGGUGAAGAAGGGCUUCACUUAUCAAAUCAUGGCACCUGGAGAUCUCCAUGUCUUCUCACAAUUAUCAACGGGAAAUAUUAAUCAGAGGAUUACCAUUCCUUUUUCUGGUGCAUUUGGUGUGAUAAAGCACAGGCUUGAGCAGAUUUAUGAGAGUGUGGAGUCUGGAAGUGACGAGGAGUCUGGGUCUCCAACACUGCAGGUGCAUGAGCUGGUAACAGUGAAACAAGAGUCUGACAGACAUAUUUCACUUCAUUGGACUGCUGACCCCAUAAGUGAUAUGGUGUCUGAUUCAAUUGUAGCUUUGGUUUUGAACAUCAGCCGGGAGGUUCCUAAGGUAAUAGUUGAGUCAGAGGACAUAAAAUCUGAGGAAGAAAAUGAGAAAAAAGCAGAGAAAGUGAUUUAUGCCCUCCUUGUUUCACUCUUUGGAGAUGUGAAACUUGGAGAGAACGGGAAGCUGGUCAUACGUGUCGAUGGGAAUGUGGCAGAGCUUGACAAACAGAGUGGGGAUGUUGAGAGCGAGAAUGAAGGUCUCAAGGAACGAGUCAGGACAGCAUUUAGGCGAAUUCAAAGUGCUGUGAGGCCAAUCCCGCUCCCGCACCCUGCAUCUUAGCGUUUCUCUUUCCUUUUCCUUCUUGUUUCAACAUGUUUCUGACCUUCGAGAAUAGAUUUUGUUUCUAUUGAGCACUAAUUUCUAAUUUAUCCAUUCCGUAGUAAUUUUAUGUUUGAAUG
Molecule: messenger RNA, 2728 nt
Organism: Populus euphratica (Euphrates poplar)
Lineage: Eukaryota; Viridiplantae; Streptophyta; Magnoliopsida; Malpighiales; Salicaceae
Product: cleavage and polyadenylation specificity factor subunit 3-I-like
Exons: 7
Coding region: 516-2609 (697 amino acids)
Biological process (GO): mRNA 3'-end processing by stem-loop binding and cleavage
Cellular component (GO): mRNA cleavage and polyadenylation specificity factor complex
Molecular function (GO): RNA endonuclease activity; RNA binding; 5'-3' RNA exonuclease activity
Source: RefSeq, a predicted model, not a curated record